Molecule: messenger RNA, 4490 nt
Organism: Physella acuta
Lineage: Eukaryota; Metazoa; Mollusca; Gastropoda; Physidae
Product: trichohyalin
Source: RefSeq, a predicted model, not a curated record
GUGAGCUGCUGACCGUGAUCAGACAGAACGAGGACGAGAACGUGAGGUUGAGGAGGGAGGUGAGGUCAUUGAAGACACAGCUGAGGGAGAUGAAAGAGGAGAGUCGGAGGGUGGAGCUAGAGCUGUUACAGGAGUUGGACAUGCUGCACGAUAAGAACAGCGUCAUGAGCAACCUCCUGGACAUCAUCAACGAGAGAGCCGAGGCGGCCGAGGAAGAGCUGGAGCGACGGGACAACGAGGACACCGCCCGCUCCCCCGCCCGCAGCGCCAGUAACGUUAGCCAAGUGUCCGCCCUGAGCGACACCAGCAUGGGCAGCGACGAGGUGUUCCUCAACGCCCACGGGAACAAGGAGGGCGUGGUGACCCGCGACUGGGAGGUAAGGACGUGUGUGCUGGAGUACACGGAGUUCCGAGAGUCCAAACUCAAGGUCAGGAUCGAAUCCCUGGAACGUCUGCUGGCCGAGGAGCGUCAGAAGGUCAGCAUGGCGGAGAAGAAGCUCUUGCUAGCUGGCAUCAACACCAUAGCGCCGUCCGUUUCGGAUGACGUCAAACUGCGCAUGCGCGAGAAAGAGCUCCUGCAGGAGGAGCUGUUGAAAAGCCAGCGCCACCUACACAUAGCGACCGACCAGAUCCAGGGGCUGAAGGAGAGAAUACAGAUCUUAGAGGAAGAACAUCAGCGGCUCAAGGUGGAUUAUGGGAAGUUGUAUGACGAGAUUGAUAAACCUUUAGGCGAUGAGGGGACAGAAGAAAAUCUGGAUCCGUCCUUAAAGUCUGCUGUCAAUUCUACCUCAGUUUCUGGUGCACCUAAGUUGAAAGAACUACAACGUCUGGCAGUAGAGACGAACGAUGCCACACAAAAGACAGAAAGUCUGGAGGCUGAACUGGCUAAGUACAAGGAGAGAGCUAGAGAACUGGAGUUUAAAGUAGAGGAGUUGAAUGACAUUUUGAAAUCACAAAGCGCAGCAUCGGAUAAAGAGAAACAGGAAUUAGAAACUCAGCUGAAACAAAGAACAAAAGACGUGAGUCUGUUGGAGGAGACGAUAGAGACGCUUAAACUGGAGCUAUGUGCUAACCUGAAGAUGAUCGCAGAACAGGAAGUGACGCUACGCGAGAAGGAACACGCGCUGGCUAAACAAGCUGACGUUGUCAAGGACAACGAAGGCGAAAACAAACGCCGGGAGUUGGAUCAUCAAUCUCUGAUGAACCAAAUCUCGCAACGAGACGGGACGAUACGUAACUUACACGAGACUUUACGGAUAAGAGACGAGAGGUUAAAAGAAAAAGACGAUAUUUUGUUUAAGUUGAACUCGUGUAUUGAAGAUCAUAAAAACGAGAUGCGACACCUCGGGGAAAAACUUCACAAGGCGUCUUUGCUUGUCAGCGAGAAGGACGCCAUGAUUUCGGUUCUUCGAGGUCAAAUUUCGAGUUCGUCGGUCAUGUCACGUGACGCGCCAGCGUCGUGUCAGACGGACGCGGAGAAGGAGGGGUUCCGGUUGAAGGAGGCGCUCAACAGUCUGCAGUUGGAGCUGGAUACGGUGGCUGGGGAGAAGAAGGCGGCGGAUGAGAGUCUGGAGAAGGCGAGGAGAGCGUUGGACGAGGCGAUGUUUAUGUGGGACAGGGAGAGGAAUGAGCUGCAGAAGGAGGCGAACAUUCUAGAAGAGAAGGUUCGCAUGUACGAGUGCUACAACACCAUGGGUAAAGACGAGACGAUUGAGACGCUCAAAGAAGAGGCUCAGGGUUACUUCAAUGAGAAGGAAGCUCUUGUGUGUGAGCUGAGCUCAAUUAAGCUCAAGGCCGAGUCCGCGGAUAGGAUACAUAAGGAACAGAUGGCUAAGUUGCAGGCCGAGCUAACGGAAAAGUUGCGUCUGCUCAAGAUGGAGGUGGACAACAGCAGCCACAUGAACACAGAGAUGGAGAGGCUGAGGAGACAGGCGGAGAUGGCCUACAGACUCCAGCAGGAGCACCGUGUCCUCAAGGCCGAGCACCUGGCCAUCAAGGUCAGGUACGAGACGCGCAUCGACAAGAUGAGUAAAGAACAGAACAAAAUGCUUCUGACCAUCGAGAAGCUUCAGAAGGAACACGACCUAGACAAACAGAUUAUCCAGGGGAUACAGAAGAACCUCAGCCUCGUCAAGGACAAGUACACAGAGGAACUUCUCAGGUCUGAUGAGGACAAAGUGUCUUUACAGAGACAGUUGAAGGAGAUUGAAGAGUCACGUGGACACCUGGAGGAGCUACAGAAGCACAUCCGGGACCUGCGUGAGAAGACGAUUGACCAGGACAGGCUGAGAUCGGAGCUCAUCAACAAGUUCGCCAUGGACAGGUCAGGCUGGGAGAUCGAGAGGGCCAACCUCAACAGCCAUAUCAAUCAGCUGGAGGAGCAGCUGUCCUGCACGUCCAGACAACAGGAAAGGUCAAAGGACAUCCAGGUCAACAUGGGCAUGGCCUGGGAGAAGGAGAGGCGUGAGCAGAGGCGUCUUCUGGGUGAGGCGCACACUCUGGCGCUAGAUUUACAGGAACAGCUGAGAUCUCGCGAAGAAACGUCAGCCCACGAGAGGAAGGAGUUAAUCCGUCAGAUGGAGAGUGACCGUCUCACUUUCGCCAAGAUGACUAAGGAAACGGAGAAAAGAAUGACGGAACUGGAGUCGUCAGUGAGAACGAUGGCCACACUACAGAAGAGACUGAAAGAACUGCAGGAGAAAUCUGAGAGAGACAACGAGUUCUGGCAGAAGGAGAAGACAGACUUGAUACGUCUUCUAGCUCAGUCUAGGCACUCCCAUGCUAGGGACGUCAAGGCUAUAGAGGACGUCAUUAGUGGGUUGAUCCGGCUCCGGGAGCUGGGAAUGAUGUUAAAGCUACAGCCCAGAGGUCCUAUGGAGGAGAAGCCUCCCGACAUUGAGCAGCAGAACAUUCUAGACUUUGUCAAGGAGGCCCUGAAUCAAAUUUGCAGAGCUGCUGAUGAUUUGAUAAAUAUCGCGAAUCCCACAACAGAUGAAGGGGCCAUCAAAAGGAUCUCCAGUUCUGAGGUCGAUCUUCUUAAACACGAGCUGUGUGACCUACGUCACGAAGGCGAUGACGUCUUCAUCGUCAGUGACGUCAGCACGACCUCCAUCACACGGACCAUGAAAUUCGAGGAGGAAGCGAGGGGCGUGUCCCGCCUUGCCACAGACUUGGAAUCUCUGAGAUUAUCCCCGCCUGCCGGGAAACCGGAAGUCGUGUCUUCCGUCACCGGAACGUCUCACGCGCCAUUUUCAAAAUCUGAACAGUCGUCAGCACCAGCGUAUAUACCUCAGUUGUCCGUCCCUGUUGUGUUACGUCACGGCGACCACAGCCGGCACGACCGGCCGCCGUCCUACACGUCCGGCACGCGCAGCGCUCAAACGUCGCGCGCCACGACGCCGGAAACGGGAGAGUUGUCUCCCCCUGUGUCCUUCAGCACGCUGCCGUCUAGAAAAUCGGGGCUCCCCGAACCCCCUCCCAGUUUCGUCAUUCCCCACAAGUUCCCCCACCCCCGGGCCCAGCCGGCUAAACCCCUGGUCUCCGCCAUGUUUUCCGGUCAGUCGUCCCACAAGCCGAAGCGGCCCGUCACCUUCAUGAAAAGCCUCUCCGUCGACAGCGCCCCCCUCUCGCCCCCUAUUCCACGCCAACCCCAACCCACCAGCAUCUCAGCCAGCAACACGCCAACCCACCCUGUCACCUCGGCGGAAAUGACGUCAUACUUCUCAACACCAUCUGUGAUCUCCCCGACUUCCGAUAAUCUCUUAUCCGUUUCCGGUUCCGCUGUGCCUAGAUCUUCCUCCUUCUCCGCGUCGCCGAGAGACCGAAUAUCUCCAAGAACGGCGAGGCGGAAAUUUUUUGAAGAAACUUCCGCUUCCGGUUCUGCUCCUAUUGGCUACCAAUCGUGGCCGGAGAGGAGGAGUGUCUCCCCCUCUCUUCACUCCCGACAGCAGUCCCUCCCCAACGCUGAUGACGUCAGGCGGGUCGCGGAGGAAGAGCAUCAACACGUCAUCACGAAACUGGAAUCGCUUUCCCAACAUCCGGGGAUCAGAACAUCCACAUCUUUCGAUGAGAAAAUGCAUUACACCAACACCACCCCCGUCUCUGCUAAACCUGCAGAAUCUUCUUCUAAAACAACAACAAAAGUAGACGCUCCAACUCCUAACGUUGACACGAAGAGCAACAAACACGGAGCAAAAGAAAAAAGAAGGUUUUUCAAAAAAGAGAAAGCGUGUAGCUUAGACUCCACCGUGGGCUCGACCAUCGCAUCCGUGGGGGUGGCAGCCAUGCCGCCCGCCGCGCCCACCGGCUUCACGCCCUCGGAGAUUUUCGCCGCGGUCAAAGGAAAAUUGAAACCGGUUUUUAAACGCAAGUCGGCUGAUUCGGGAUCGAAACCCAGCGAGGCCAGGUCACCUUCCCCGCUGUUUAUACAGACAGAAGUACCGGAAAUACAUUUCGCGAGCCAGGGGUCACUUCCGGUGCCAGCACCACAU